Messenger RNA from Penicillium chermesinum, 1206 nucleotides. RefSeq lists its product as uncharacterized. Bases 1 to 1206 code for a protein of 401 amino acids. Lineage: Eukaryota; Fungi; Ascomycota; Eurotiomycetes; Eurotiales; Aspergillaceae. The transcript has 3 exons. The record is from RefSeq and is a predicted model, not a curated record.
AUGGGCCAAAAGCUAGUCGUAGAGCUUCUGGGGUACGGGUACCGGGAGGAACCUGUCUAUCCACAUGUCCACAACGAAGAAAACACCAUAUGCUAUGACGCUGGUGGUGGCUAUUUCAUUUCCUUAGACGCCGACGAUCAUAUGCAAAGCUCUCCUGGGCCACAAGGAGAGACAUUUGAAGCAUCAACCAACGUCCUAAGCCUCACCGUGGCGAACUGGAUUCACGAGAACAGAUCAUACAUCCUACGCUUAGCCGAACAGUCGGUCAAUGCCCCGAGAAUCAAAGAUCCUUUCGAAGUAUUUGUCGGCAGAAACAAAACUACCCUACGUUUUCGACUACCAGAGAAAUACCCUGGCGGACGCACCCAGUUCCUACGUUGUGUCAAAUGUGUGAUGGACAACCCAUAUCAAUUUGGUAUCGUCAAUAUGCAUUUUGGUAACCUAGCAAUCACAAAAUUUGUGAACGCGCUCAACAAUGACUUCCGUGCCAAUGGAUCGACUCUUGUUUGGUCGAUCAAAAAGAAAGCUCGUGGUGCGUACCAGGGAAAAUGGGCGAACGCCAGAGGUGUCUCUGGGCGAAUUUUCUUUCGUUUUAGCUUCGGGACGUCCGAUGCAGAGAAACUGGCUCUUGAAGUUGACACCACCAAUCCUGAAUAUCGGGAACUCUCAGGAGGCAACCCAGACGUGUUCAUGCGAGCCAUGAGCUUCCCAUUUGGGGUGUUGGUCGAGCUGAAGGCGUCCGCAGCGCUCACGGGGAACAACAUUCUCGGGAAUACCAAAUCUCGUCAUCCCCCUGGAGAUAUACAGGAAGAAGGGGAGGUGGCCCCUAUUGGGAUAGAUGAAAGUAGUCAACGGCUGCCAAUCACAAGUUUCAAUACUUCUGAAAAGAUCGAACGGGAUACUCAGGAGAUCAAGAAGAAGAUGAAGCAGGUUGAAGGAGAUCGUGCGCAAACAGACAAGGAUGUGCAAGGCUCGGCGCAUGAGCAAGCACCUGCACCGCAUGAUCCACCAACUGUUGACGAUGGGAGUGAGUCUCAUGAACGUGAUGAGGAACUGAUUUCCUCGUCGAGUCAUGUCGAUAUACAGACCGACCAAUCCGCAUGGUCUGUCCGUUCGUCUCCCCCUCCUCUCGACAACCAUUGCCGACUCCUAAGUCGGGAAAUUCGGACGAAUCGGCACGUCCAGGUAAGAGAUAAUUUCCCCUAA